GCAAGCUUUGCCCUGCUCUUUCACAACAGAACUUUUUUUAAAGAUUAAAUUAUCAGCAACGUCAGCAAAGAGCACGUGAGGCUGUUCUUCCUGGAUCUGGGUUGGAUUUCCUUCACAAGCAACACUGUCUUCUGCCUUCGAAAGGUUUCCAAGAUGCUGUUUCAGGUGCUCUCUGCCAUCCAGGAGGCUGUAUCUCAGCCAGAGUUUCUUUUGUUCCUAUUUAUAUUUCUGAUCAUUGCUGAUUACAGGAAAAGGAGACGUCCAAAGGAUUUUCCUCCCGGGCCGCUGCCCGUUCCUUUCUUGGGCAAUAUGCUCAAUGUGCUUUUUGAGAAGCCUCAUAUUGCUAUACAAAAGCUCGCAGAAAAAUAUGGCAGAAUCUUCAGCAUGCAGGGUGGAAACACGUGGGUUGUGAUUGUAAAUGGAUUGCCUCUGGUGAAGGAAGUUCUUAUUCAUCAAGGAGAAAAUUUUGUAGAUCGUCCAAUAUUUCCAAUUACGGAUAAGGUUGUUGGUGCAAAUGGAUUGCUCAACACUAAUGGAAAUACCUGGAAACAACAAAGACGAUUUGCCUUAUCAACUCUCAGGAACUUUGGUUUGGGGAAGAGAAGUUUAGAAGAACGGAUACAGGAGGAGACCAGAUACCUUACUGAUGCAAUUGAAGAUGAGAAAGGUCAGCCAUUUGACCCUCAUUUUCAGAUUAAUAAUGCUGUUUCGAAUAUCAUCUGUUCAAUCACUUUUGGGGAUCGCUAUGAUUACCAUGACAGCAAAUUCCAGGAGUUACUACAUUUAGUUGAUGAGGCACUCUACCUUCAGGCGAGCGUUUGGGGUCAGGUAUACAAUACCUUUCCAACCAUAAUGACAUACUUGCCAGGACCCCAUCAGGCUUUUUUUAAAAAGUGGGGGGAAAUGAAAUCCUUUGUAAAAGACAUCAUUGAAAAACACAAAGAAGCCUGGAGCCCAUCUCAAACAAGAGAUUUCAUUGAUGCUUACCUAAAUGAAAUGGUCAAGGAGGAUACCACUUCAAGUUUCCAUGAAGCAAAUCUGUUGUGUUCCACAUUAGAUCUGUUUUUUGCUGGGACAGAGACAACUUCCACAACUUUGCGUUGGGCUUUACUGUACAUGGCCAUUUAUCCAGAAGUUCAAGCAAAAGUACAAGCUGAAAUAGACUCUGUGAUUGGCCAGUCUCGCCAUCCAGCAAUGAAUGACAGGGACCACAUGCCCUAUACCAAUGCAGUUAUUCAUGAGACUCAAAGAAAGAGCAACAUUUUCCCUUUGAAUGCACCACGGAUGACAAGUCGUGACACCACGCUGGCUGGAUUUCAUUUGCCAAAAGGAACUGUUUUAAUCCCUUUCUUGACAUCAGUGCUUUUCGAUAAGGAUGAGUGGGAAACUCCUAAUGACUUUAAUCCUGGCCAUUUCUUUGAAAAUGGUCAGUUCAGGAAGAGGGAAGCAUUUCUGCCAUUCUCUGCAGGAAAGCGAGCUUGUCUUGGAGAGCAGCUGGCCAGGACAGAGCUUUUUCUUUUCUUCACUGCCCUCCUUCAGAAAUUCACUUUCCAGGCUCCAAAGGAUGUGAAAUUAAGCCUUGACUACAGAACAGGAACCACACUGUCCCCCCAGCCUUACCACAUUUGUGCACUUUCUCGUUAAGAGAAGCAAUUUCUGCCAUGGCUCUCCACAGAAUUAAUUUUAACUGAUAACAUUCCCUCAAUUCCUAUUCUUAGGGCUUAUUUGCUUCUCUGAGGGAGGGUUAUCUGCAGUUUAAACUGAAAUAGCAUACAAUGUAGUUAGACCAGAGUGGUUGAUAACUAGGGCUUCCAGAUGACUGCUUAUGGGUGGCAAUCUCCCUGGAAUCCCUGCUUCUGCCAGCUGGUUAGGGGGAGGAAGCAAGCCAGAAGGGGGGCAUACAACCAGCAGCCUUGCGCAAUUACAGUGGAAGUGACAGCCAAAUGCUAGAGAAUCAGCUCCAGCUCGACACUGUUGCUUCUGGGUUGCAGGGAUGCCAAUCUCUCCCCACAUUAGACAUUUCAUACCUUUCCCCUUCUCCUGCCAAAUGCCAUGGAGGAGAGGGGCUGGCAUUUCUUAGCAGACUUUUUACGGGGCCGUUUGCCAUUGCCUUCCCCAGUCAUCCACAUUUUACCCCCAGGAACCUGGGUUCUCAUUUUACCGACCUCUGAAGGAUGGAAGACUGAGUCAACCUUGACCUGGCUACCUGAACCUGGCUUCUGCCAGGUCAUGAGCACAGCUUAGACUGCAGUCUACCACUCUGUGCCACUACCAAUAAAUAUAUUUAAAACUAUUUACAAGUAACACAGUUUUUUCUGGGGUCAUUAAAUUAUACUGUUUCAGUUGUAGACUCCUGGGUUUCUCACUAUAUGUGUGAGCUCCUGUCACAGACUACAAAUCUUUAGCCAGCUUCCCUCAGAAACUGACCCCUGAUACAGCUACAGUCCCUUCCUCAAGCAUUCACUAAUGCUAGCAGGCUGUUGGGGAUAUAGCUAGAACUAUAGGGGGACUGUUGCUGGAUUUGGCCAAGAAAGUCAUAGAAGGUAUCUUUGCACUCAGAAACAGAGCUAGCCCAGCCCCAUAGCUAGACAUGCCACAAGGGAAGUCUGGAGGCCUAGAACAGAACAGAGGUCCCUGAGAGAACUGUAGGAACCAGUCAGUUCCACAGUGAGCUAGGCGCAUUAAGAUGCUCAAGUGGUGCAUGAUCCCCCUCAACUCUCCUGCAAUGAGAUGUGAAGUGAGGGAAAAAAUCUAGGUAGACUAGUGUCUUCUACCUAUACAGCAAAGGGUCAAGUCAGGCUUUAAGCAGGCAGAGCAUUCCAGAUGAGUCAGAUCCCUGCCAGAGAGAGGGAAGGUGGAGGGGGAAUCACUCAUCAUCUGACGAGCAUCCAACAGGGCUUAGUCAGAACUGACAGUGAUUAGUCAGAACUGGUGGUCAGGGCCUCCUAUUUAGAUUCAAAAUGUGGCCCUCGGAACCGGGUCAGAUGGUUCAACAUAUCAGAUAGCUUUGCUAUUGGAUGCAAACAUCAGAACUGGAGUGAUGUUUCAAAUUGGCUGGCAGUUUCAUCGUGGCAGAUUUUGCUGCUGGAUCUGACCCUCAGAACUGGAAUUGACAGUUCAGGAUGGGCUGGUGGCUCCAAUGAGGCAGAUAACUCGCUGAUCUGGCCCUCGGAACCAGAGUUCACAGUUCAAGUGGGCAGGCGGCUUCAGCAUGGCAGAUAUCUUUGCUGCUGGCAUAUAUGAGCCAGGGACAGCCUUCUCUUAUAACACUGCUUGAACCAAAAAGGUCCCUUAUUCUGACUUAGGCAUGAACCUCUGGCAAAGUCUGCCUCCUGAAAAGUUAUGGAUUUCACCCAAAUGCAACAAACAACAACCAUUUCAUGAUGAGAGGCAUCUUUAUUUCAUAUUGUAAACAUUUCCUUUAACCUCUCCUAACAGUGGCAAAAAAACAACUGAUGUGCAGGAAAUUCCUGCACAUGAGUAGUAGGGGUCGAGCGCCCUCGUCUGAUCUUUUAGAGCAAAAGAAUCUUUUCCGGUUUGCAGACCUGCGUAUGCACGGUCCCAAUGUGGGACUGCACUGAAGACCAAAGACGAACCUCAGCUUUUCUUUCCCUGCCUACCUAUUUACCAACCCUGCCUGGUUAAUAAACCUGCUGUUUCCUUUUGAACUUUAUUCGACCUCUAGUGCCAUUUCAUUUAAAGAAGACAUGGACUUGUGCUUCUCCUCUACUAAAUAUUUGCGUUGGGAUAUAAGCCAAAAAUAUGUUUUAAGUAUGGAAAAAAGAAACUUAAGAUUAUACUCUGAGGUAUGCUACCAGAGGCUGUCCAGCCACAGCAAGCAAACUUGCCCAUUUUGGAGAGAAAAUUUGCCUCACAGUAGGGGAGUGGGUGGGGCUUAAGUCAUAUCAUGGUUUAUUAAUAAAGGCUUAGAAUAGAA
Messenger RNA from Eublepharis macularius, 3937 nucleotides. RefSeq names its product cytochrome P450 2J2. Bases 154 to 1644 code for a protein of 496 amino acids. Gene Ontology annotation, cellular component: cytoplasm; intracellular membrane-bounded organelle. The record is from RefSeq and is a predicted model, not a curated record. The transcript has 9 exons. Gene Ontology annotation, biological process: xenobiotic metabolic process. Gene Ontology annotation, molecular function: heme binding; oxidoreductase activity, acting on paired donors, with incorporation or reduction of molecular oxygen, reduced flavin or flavoprotein as one donor, and incorporation of one atom of oxygen; iron ion binding. Lineage: Eukaryota; Metazoa; Chordata; Lepidosauria; Squamata; Eublepharidae.